UCUGCUCGUGCGGGUCUCAGCUCACUGCUGCCAGAGGUCAAGGAGCUCUUCCUGGAAGCAGCUCAGAACAACUCGGACAGCAUCGACCCAGAUCUACAGACAGGCCUCGGGGUGCUCUUCAACCUACCUAACCUCAGCGGAGAGUUCAACAAAGCUGUGGAGGCUUUCAAUACGGCCCUGUCAGUGCGGCCCGAGGACUAUUUGUUGUGGAAUCGCCUCGGCGCUACACUUGCCAACGGGAACCGGAGUGAAGAGGCAGUGGAGGCUUAUACGCGAGCCCUCGAGCUCCAUCCGGGGUUUAUCAGGUCCCGCUACAACCUGGGCAUCAGCUGCAUUAACCUGGGGGCCCACAGAGAGGCGGCCAGUAACUUCCUGACGGCUUUAAGUCUCCAGAGGAAAACCCAGAGUGGCCAGCAGUCCAAUCAGGUGAUGUCAGGCAACAUCUGGGCAGCUCUGAGGAUAGCGUUAUCCAUGAUGGACCAACCCGAACUCUUCCAGGCUGCAAACAUUGGCGACCUGGAUCUCCUGAUGCGGGCCUUUAACUUGGAUAUUUGAGGAGGAGCCGUUGGAGCGUGCUCCAUCGCUUAUUCUUUGAUUUCUACCAGGAGGCCAAAAGCCCAAAGUGCACAAGUUUGAGUCAGCACACAGCCAUGUGUGUCAAGUUUCAGCACAUCAAAAUGAACUAAAAAAAGGUCAAACCCCGUCAUGUUUUCUUGCCCUAAAUUUCUUCUUGAGCAGUGUGGAGGGCCGGUUCUUCCAAGGUUUUGGAUAGACUGCUUAGUGAUGGAAUUUGCGCUGCAAUUUGCAAUUUCCCUAAAGAGCACAAGGACGGGCAAAGAUUGCUCGAGCAAUGCCUUAGAGGAUGCAUCAAUUAAAAACUGACUCAUGCGGUGGAACAGAGGUGAGCCAGGAGUGACAGCCAGCUUUAAGACUCCCACAGAGGAACCCUCACAAGCCAUUUGCAGCAGAAAAUAUGAGGUUUUGAGAGGAUGAGCUGUUGACUCAGGACCGUCUCUCCUCUUCUCUGACGGAUGGAUCCAUCGAGCGAACAAGAAAGGCUGCACCCUGUAAACCGGAGCUCCAUAUUGUCUUCCUGGCUUCAUCCUCUCUCAAUGGAGACUUAUUACUCUGCAUUAAAAAAAAAAUCAAGAAAUGGAUAAAUUAACAUACUUAUAGAAGUUUUCCCUUUGCACUUUUAGAUGACUUCCUCGAUCCAAGUAGAAUGUGCAACCCAGGUUGUCAAGCCUUACUAAGAUGCAUGUGUCCAACCUUAUUUAUUUACACUAUUUUUUAUGGCAGCAAGGAACUAAAAUAUAUCCAAGCUAUUUUCAGACCGGUUUAAAUUUCCUAGCAUAAGUGCUGUUCUCAGAACUUGUAAGAUUUCUGAUCUGUUGAUUUCCGUUUGCCUGUUUAUAUAUUUAUGCAGCUGUUGUGUAAUAUUUGCUCCCUUUAUGCUGACUGGCUGGGAGAAUGCACACCAUGCCUGGGUAAUAUUGAUUUGAACAGUGGUUUUGAACUUUUCUCAGAGGGGGGGGUAUGGUAAUAUUUCUAAAAAUAUCUCUCCUCUCCGAGGCCCCAACAAAGAAAAGCCUAAUUUUUUAUUUAUGCUGACUGUAUUCAUUUGGAUACAGCAUAUUAACAUUAGAUAAAAAGAUUUGUAUUUGCAAGCCAAGGCCCGAGACAGCAGCUUGAUGAAUUUCCUUAAUUCAGUCGUUUGUAUGUUUGCUGCUCCUCCACCGGCAGCCAAGCUCAUUCGUUUAAUGAAAUCAGUUACCCUCAUUUUCAUGAUUUCAAUAUUUAUAGAGGGUUGUUUAAACGGUUGCGCACAUUUGUUUGUUUGCUUUUACCUCAUUAAUAUGCAUAUGCAAUAGACAUGAUUAAUAAAUACACGUUAUUCAUAAAAUCCUAAUAAAUAUAAACAGCACCGGUGAUCCUGCUUACGAUAAAUACUUUUGCAGCACCUCAGAAUAUUUUUUAUAAACUUUUUUUUUUUAGCUGUCAGCUUCCUUUUGGGACCCACUUUGAAAGUUGGCGUGUGAGCUGAACAUCAUGCAGCUUGCCACGCGGCAGAGUGAAUGAUAGAUUAUCUGCUGCACAGUAUGGCUCACUUAUCAGCAGUGUCCACCGUCUGAGUGCGCUGCAGAAAGCGUUUUUUUUUGUUUUUUUUUAUUGUCGGCUCCUAUGCAAAAGGUCAUGUUUCAUGUUUGUCCCCGUCUGCCUCAGUGGACCAAAGGGAAGUGUUGAUUCUGUGUUUUGAAUGAAUGCUAUCAGCGGGGACCAGAGACCAAUACCAGAACCAUUCAUCUUCCAAACGCUGCAGCUGGGAUGACACACUCUGUGUUAGAAGGAGUGUUUUAUCAGGCGGCUGGGGGAGAACAAACACAAACCGGCUGAAGUGCAGCACUGACACUAUGAAUCUGUGACAUAGUCAUGCAUAUUUGGCUGCAGCUGCACACACAAAAUUCAUCACCGUUCCCUCUGACAUGCCAGCUCACUUUUCUCUUUGUUUGGAGAAGUAUUCGUUCGUGUCACGUUUCUACAACCACAAGCUUCAACGUAUCUUACUGGAAUUGUUAUGAAUCAGUGACACAAAAAUGCAUAGUUGGGAAGUGGAAGAAAACUGAUAGACAGUUUCCUUCUUUUUUUUCUUCCAAAAAGAAAAUCAGAAAACUUUGACAUGCAUUUGUGUGUGGUGGUAAGGAAACACCAAAAAAACAUGCAGAAUAGUGGGUUUUAAGGAAAAUGACUUAAACCACUCUUACCAUAUCUUGGUAGUUUUCCAGCUGCGUUACACUCGUUCACAAUCUGGUUGAUUAAUUGAACAAUUCUCCAUAAGAUGUUUAAAGCUUAGGACAUUACCUAUUUUAACCUUGCCCUGCUUUCAGCUUUUCCACCUCAUCCUAGACCUAUUUUUUAUGAUGCUGUUUGUUCACUAAUGUUUUCUAACGAACAUCUGAGACCUUUACAAAGUUAUUGCAAAUGCAUGUAUCACCUUUUAAAUUUUUAUUUGUGGAAAAAAGAAAAUUGUAUAUUGUUGUCAUUCCACUUCACCAUCAACCAGUGGCAGUAUUCACAAAGAUUCUCAGAGUCCUCUCAGAGAGCUCCUUUCUUAGCCUAAAAAGUCCUACCUAGGUGUCUCAGAUUAAGAGUGAUUCAGAAAGCUGCUGAGAGCAACUGAGUAAAGAAUUUACAGACAUUUUUAUCUUAGUCAGGAGGUGUGAUUGACCCCAUUUCUAGGCGUGAUGCUGUCUUUUAAGACCUGUGAUUGGUUUAUAGGACAAGAAGAAAAAACACAGUUUUGUUCCUAGUAAUCAAAAGACAGGAAUGAACCAUUUAGACUGGAUUAUGAAAUGUGUGACAUGAUGAAAGUAAAUUAAAUUAAUUGUCACACAGCAAUAAAAUGCCUGUGACCACACCUUAUUUACAUCCUCGUUAUUUUUGAUUUGCCUCAUGCAAUGUUUACUCAGCAGUCAUUUUACUACUUUAUAUAUUUGAUAUUAAUGAACACUCACCAGUGAUUGUAACCAAAUAGUCACCAUUUUACUGAGAUUAUCUGCUACUAUUUGGCAAAGUGACAUAAAAUGGAGACAAAGGGUGCAAAAAAACAAACUGGACAGCAGCGCCUCUGUCCAUACAGCUCUGGGCGGAGAAUAGAGUGUUGAAAGGUAAAUUAGUCCCUGGAUCACAGGGCAAAUACAAUGACAUUGAAGUGUAUUGUCGCAGAUCUACACAUCUUUUUCUCUGUGCAUCUUGGUGCUUUUACGCAGCAGUGAGAAGCACUGCAGCAAUCAAAAGUAAGAGGAAGGGAUCGCACAAGUGAACUUCUAGAUGACCGUUUAGGCUACUGACAUAAUGAAAUACAGAAAAUAUUUUCUCACUUUUUUAAUGUGUAUAUUUUGUAAAUUUCUCCAUUUUUAAUUCAUGAUUAUUCAAUAUUUUUCCUAUGAUUAAGUUACUAGAGCUGCACCUGUAACCCAUCGGGUCACUGAAACUAAUGAAUUUCCCCCUGUAGGGAUGAUAAAGUUUAUCUUACCUACAUACUAAUAAUUGUGUCAAUGUUAAAGAAGUUUAUGUGCUCAUUUCCUCCACUGGUUAGCUCUCUCUGUUUGUGCCAUUGUCCCUGCUUACAGACUGGCUAAAGGUCCUCCUCAAUACUAACGUUUUGUUUUUCACUUUAGGAGCUCACUUAAGACCUAAGAUGCUUUGUGAAUCACUUUUAUUUCAUCGAGGCAAAAUUCUAAGAAAAAAAUCUUAGAAUAAGGGAAAUUCUAAAAUGUUUCCUAAAAUGAUGUGACUAAGAGCUACUUUUAGUCUCAGGACUCUUUGUGAAUACGGGCACAGUACUGUCCCCACAGGUUAAUGCUCCUAUGGCAGGUUGUCUGGUUUUAUUGUAGUUUUGAUCUUAUCGUGGUUGUCUGCACAUUAGGAUUAUCUACAAACUGCUGGAGUAAAUGAGAUUAUCAGUAGUUUCUGGUGCGCUGAACGACUACUAUUAUGCAUUUUCUUUUCGUUGCAUAAAUUUGUCUAUUUUUUUGUGCAUCCAAAAUCACCCCAAAUUAAAUUAUUCUCACAAACUCCCCCCAGCUGCCUGAAAUGUUAUAAUGUUGCUUUAGUUAUAGCCUUUCCUCCUUCACUCAUUGAAAUGAUCAUGGGAUACAUUUACCCAGCGCUUUGUUGGCAAAGUCCAGUGCAGCUUACUUCUAAAACAAAACAGUUCUGCCAAUUUAGAGCUAAUUAACUCCUUAAUGACUGCAGAAAGUGAAACAUAGUCCUUUAAAAUUAAAUUUAGUUCAAAACCAUUUCUUUAGUUCAGUACGUUAAUUCUCUUAAAACGUUCUGUUCUAGAGAUGGUCGAAAGAUUCUGGCUCCAGAAAUGUUCUCGCUCUAAGCUCUCACAUACAAAUGAUCAAAAAUGAUUACAGAUGUCAAUGGAUAUCCUCCAUUACAUCCUCCAGUGGUCGUCUCAGGUGGAAAUUUCCUGAAAGCAAACUUACAAAAGUCAGAUGUCAUGUACGCGCUGCUGUUACUGUCCGCUGGGUUGUGUUUGUUGAGCACAGUGUCCAGUCCUAGACAAGCCUCUGUCCGUCUUCAUCCUGUGUCUUUGUUGUUAUAACCUUCUUAAUUACUUUUAGAAAAGAAAAACGUUCUUCAAAAUUAUUUUAUAAACACAACCUGUUUCCGUUUGUCCUCCAUUUCAACAGAACUGUAGAAAACUUGAUGUCUGGUAAUUUUGUUAAUUUUAAAUCAGUUUCAGUUUACCAGUGGUUUUGGGUGUUAAAUUUUUUUAAAUCUGUAAAUGUGCUGAAAUGGAAAAAAAAAAAAAAAACAAGACAACUUUAAGCUGCCAGCUUAAAGUCCAGACUUUUUUAGGAUUAACUACCUUCUCAGGUGAACUGAAGUAGCUUAGCGCAUGCUCCUGAGGUACAUCACAAGGCCGAUAGCAUGUUUGUUAUGGCACAGAAUGACACUCUCAUUUUAAUGCAUGCAAGUGCUUACUUUUGCUAUCACUAAUAUAAAUACAUAUAUAUACAAUUUAAGCACAUGAAGAAGUUCCCUUUCAAUAUUUCUGCAAUAUACUGCAACCGUAGCAUUAAAACAAUAUUUAUAUAUUCAGUGUUUGUUAAACACAAGGUUUGCUUUGUGGCAUAUAAGACAACAUGUGCAGGACUCCAGCAAAACAAUGAGGAUAAGGAAAAAAACAUGUAAUUUUAUUAAAAAAAAAAAAAUUAAAAAAAUCUAGGCUUAAAUUAUAGUUUCCUGAUACAACCGGCGAUCACAGUUGGUUAUUAUCUUGAAAUUUUUAAAAUACAUCUAAUUAUUAACACGCUGGUAGUUGCCGUAGUCACCCGGACCUAUGAAACUCUACUUUUGCCGCCGUUUCUUUCUUAUCCUGCCAUGUUUGUUGGCAUAUCUAAAACUACUUUUUACAUUUCUAUAAGUUUUGCAUGUUGCUAAUUAUGUGCCCCCAUUUGGUAUAGUGCGAGCAUAUUGGGAUGAAGGAUAUAAGUUGCUGUUACGGUGAUGUCAAUGUCUGUUUUUUUUUUCCCCACCCUUAUCGAUUGUUAGUCCAUCUGGGGAGGAGAGUUCUAAUGCGCUAUAUGCAGUCAUUGAGUGCCCCUAAGUGGUCAAAAGUAAUUAUCUGAAUUUUAUCAGAAACUGAGUCCUACAGUUAAGCUGUUGGAGCCACUUGAACCCUUCUGCAUGGUGUAGCGUAAGAUUACUAACCUUAUCUCGUCAUUGCUGCAACAUUUGAGUACCAUUUAUAUUGAGUUUGCAGCAGUAGUGCCUAGGUGUGGUGUUGUUGGCAUCCCUUUUUUGCAAUGAUCGUGAGAGAUUCUUUUAACCCAUAAAAAAACAACUCUCUGGCAGCUUUGUUUAGCUGCAGAUAAAAUUACAAGUUACAGUAUCAGAUGAGCAGAAAGUAGUGUUUUAAAGCCACCAUUUGAGAAAAACAAAGCAGAUAUGCAAUAGUUUGCACAAGGGUAUAAGGAUUCAAAAUUGUUGUGCUAAAUAUGAAGUAAAAAUGCAAAUCAAUUUAUUAGAACUAUUUGAAAUUGUGAUUUCAGCUCCAUUUACAGCUAUAAUCAUUUGGGGCUUGUUCUGUAAUCUGAAUUAAGGUUACAUGUUGAAACAGCUCUAUUUUAUGAUGCUGUUCAUAUCAAGAGCAAAAGUUUGUAAACGACUAUGUAACUGGGAUAAAAUAAAUUGUCAAGAUGUCAAGAAAACACAUUUGAAA
Molecule: messenger RNA, 6736 nt
Organism: Fundulus heteroclitus (mummichog)
Lineage: Eukaryota; Metazoa; Chordata; Actinopteri; Cyprinodontiformes; Fundulidae
Product: PEX5-related protein-like
Biological process (GO): protein import into peroxisome matrix, docking
Cellular component (GO): peroxisomal membrane; cytosol
Molecular function (GO): protein binding
Source: RefSeq, a predicted model, not a curated record